This is a messenger RNA of Rhopalosiphum maidis (corn leaf aphid), 935 nucleotides long. Its product is annotated as E3 ubiquitin-protein ligase BRE1-like. The transcript has 6 exons. The record is from RefSeq and is a predicted model, not a curated record. The coding region runs from base 48 to 836 and encodes 262 amino acids. Lineage: Eukaryota; Metazoa; Arthropoda; Insecta; Hemiptera; Aphididae.
CACUCUAAACUAGUAAACUUGAUAAUGUGUAGAACUAUUAAAACAGUAUGGAAUUUAAAAUAACUAAAUGCUUAUCAAGAUUUAAAGAUGAAUUACCACCGAUCAAUAGGCCAACUCGUUCAACUAGUUCUAAAGUAAUUAAGAACCUUCCAACUUCAAUUGAACAAACUGAACUAUUUAAUAAAAUUGAUCCAUUAAUAUUGGUUGCUCAAUACGAAAGAGAUAUCAAACGAAUAAAAAUUAAUCACAACCAAAUGUUAGAAGAACUUUAUAAAGAAUUAGAAAUAUUAAGAUCCAAGAAUCGAGACCUUUUAGAUGAACUAAUUAUAAUGAAUGGUGGGAACUAUUGUUGCAAGCAUUUAGAAAAUUUGAGUCUAGAAAUUUUAAAGUCUAAUACUAAUGAUAAUCAAAAACAACUGAGUGAUAUACUAAACAGUGCUAAAAUUCAUCAGAUAUCUAUUGAAGACAGAAAAAAUGAUAAUAAUUACAACUAUAAAAAAGAACUGCCUGAAUUAAUAGCUGUAGGAAAUAAGUUCAUAAGUAAAGACAUUGAGAAUAAAUCAAAUUUACUUUUGCAAGAUCAAUUAAAUAAAAGCAAUAAACUGAUUGAUGUACUUCGGCAAGAAAAUAUUCAACAAAAGGCAGAGCUAAAUUCAUUAAAUUUGUUAUUGAAUAAAAGAUUGAAUAUUUCUGGUAUUGGAUUGGAUAAUAGCUUAAUCAGAACAAACUUGAAUUCUAACAAAAGAUUUCUAUCUACAUUGUCUCAUCCUGCUAUUUCUUACAUGGAUAUUAUAAGUUCAGAGAAAAAUUUACAAUCAAUGUCUAGAAAUGAAUAAUUUGCAUAAAAAUAAAACAUUGUAUUUACUCACAUACUUGUAAUAUGUACCAUAUACAAGUUAUCUAUUUAAUAUUUAUAUAUUUAAACACGGUUUUGG